CUCCCCCCGGAUCUCAAGUCCGGCACUUCCGGUGAGCCUCCCAGGACUUCCAAACUGAGGCGGCAGCGGCAGCGGCUGUGAGGGGAGCAAGUUGGACGCCCCUGGUCUUAACGUUUUCUGGACCUAGCGGCAUCCGCGAGUCAGAGGCGCCAUCAUGUUCUCUUUCAACAUGUUUGACCACCCGAUUCCCCGGGUCUUCCAGAACCGCUUCUCCACGCAGUACCGCUGCUUCUCCGUGUCCAUGCUUGCAGGGCCUAAUGACAGGUCAGAUGUGGAGAAAGGCGGGAAGAUAAUUAUGCCACCCUCAGCCCUCGAUCAACUCAGCCGACUCAACAUUACUUACCCCAUGCUGUUCAAACUGACCAACAAGAACUCGGACCGCAUGACGCACUGCGGUGUGCUGGAAUUUGUCGCUGACGAGGGUAUCUGCUACCUGCCACACUGGAUGAUGCAGAAUUUGCUGUUGGAAGAAGGGGGCCUGGUUCAGGUGGAAAGUGUCAACCUUCAAGUGGCCACUUACUCCAAAUUUCAGCCCCAGAGUCCUGACUUCCUAGACAUCACCAACCCUAAAGCAGUAUUAGAAAACGCAUUGAGAAACUUUGCCUGUCUGACCACUGGGGAUGUGAUUGCCAUCAACUACAAUGAGAAGAUCUAUGAACUACGGGUGAUGGAGACCAAGCCUGACAAGGCCGUGUCCAUCAUCGAGUGUGACAUGAAUGUGGAUUUUGAUGCUCCACUGGGCUACAAAGAACCCGAAAGACAAGUCCAGCAUGAGGAAUCAACUGAAGGAGAAGCUGACCAUAGUGGCUAUGCUGGAGAGCUGGGCUUCCGAGCCUUCUCCGGCUCCGGGAAUAGACUGGAUGGGAAGAAAAAAGGUGUAGAGCCCAGCCCCUCCCCAAUCAAGCCUGGAGACAUUAAAAGAGGAAUUCCCAAUUAUGAAUUUAAACUUGGUAAAAUCACUUUCAUCAGAAAUUCACGCCCACUAAUCAAAAAGGUCGAAGAGGAUGAAGCUGGAGGCAGAUUCGUUGCUUUCUCUGGAGAAGGGCAGUCGUUGCGUAAAAAGGGAAGAAAGCCAUAAGUUGGGACUGUUAGCUGAUUGGAAAAUAAAAUAACCAAUUGCAGCAUAAUGGCUUUUAGUUACUGGCUCUCACAGGGAUGAGACUUAUUGCAGAGAAUGCUCUGUCACUUUAGCUUUGUUUAGAAUUACCUAAGAAUUGUCGAGUUUAACCUGGAAGUGGAACAGCAGGACUUUGUGUACUUGAAUUGGGGGAAGAGAAAGCUGUGUCUGAGGUCCCAAAGGCGGCCUCCUUGCCACUCCUUGCUUUCAGCCCCUAGGAGCACUCCCACUGCCUCAGCAGAAGUAGAGUCCCCCGUUCCUGAUAAAAAUCAAUGGAGGGGGUUCAAUUGCUCUAACUUGUGAUGUUCUUUCUCUUUUUUAUCCUUUCUUUUUUGUUGGUCUGUAGCUUAAACAUUGCUGUUGGCCCAGAGAAAAGUGGUUUAAAUAGAUGUGUGCUCUAUAAAUAGUGGUUAUUCCGUUACUCUGGCUGCAAUCAAAGUAUUUAUUUUAUAUAUUGUUUUUUUCCCAGAAGAACCAUUCCUCAGAAGGAAAAACUGAUCUGAAAGCAUUUCUACUUUUAGAGUGCAUUUGGAAAUAACUAGCUCCUUAAUAAAUAUGUUCUAUGGCAGAGGAAACCUUCAUGGUGAAGAACAAAUGUGAAUAUUAGAAUAAAUAAAAGCUAAAGAUAA
Messenger RNA from Phyllostomus discolor (pale spear-nosed bat), 1746 nucleotides. It is a transcript of the gene UFD1, whose product is annotated as ubiquitin recognition factor in ER associated degradation 1. Gene Ontology annotation, molecular function: polyubiquitin modification-dependent protein binding. The transcript has 12 exons. The record is from RefSeq and is a predicted model, not a curated record. NCBI's taxonomy places the organism in Eukaryota, Metazoa, Chordata, Mammalia, Chiroptera, Phyllostomidae. Gene Ontology annotation, cellular component: VCP-NPL4-UFD1 AAA ATPase complex. Bases 155 to 1078 code for a protein of 307 amino acids.